Molecule: messenger RNA, 384 nt
Organism: Prorocentrum cordatum
Lineage: Eukaryota; Dinophyceae; Prorocentrales; Prorocentraceae
Source: the annotation of a GenBank genome assembly
GAGGUCGGUGGGAGGAUGGGUCGGUUCCCGCCCAACGCCUCCCGAAACUGUGUGGGGGGCCCACGCCGUGUCUUCGAGGGCUCUGGCACGGCGCAGUACCGCGGGGAGCUGGAGCAGAGGUUCGGCAGGGUGCGCACGGCGAAGCCACUGGCGUCCAGGGAGGAGUCGCGCGAGGUGUACCUCGUGUGCUGCAGGUACUACGGUACGAUCAGGACACGAAGUUCGCGUCGUCAUCUGGAGUGGCACAUCUGCUGGACACCAACAUGGACCGUCUUGUUCGCGGCACCGCGCCCGAGGCAAACGGACAACUCUACUUCCAAGUGGAGCAGGAGGUACAUGGCGCGCGAGGCGUACCUCGCGCAAGGACGCGCCUCCGCGGCCUGA